Onychostoma macrolepis is the source of this 1502-nucleotide messenger RNA. RefSeq lists its product as uncharacterized. Gene Ontology annotation, molecular function: DNA binding. The coding region runs from base 181 to 867 and encodes 228 amino acids. The record is from RefSeq and is a predicted model, not a curated record. Lineage: Eukaryota; Metazoa; Chordata; Actinopteri; Cypriniformes; Cyprinidae. The transcript is spliced from 7 exons.
GGCGCAGGUGUCAAACCGAAACUACCCGCAUGUAAAUAUCAUAUUCAGUUUUCAAGGCAAUGCUUGCAGAACGCAUAACAAACUGACAGUUUCGGUGAGCUCUUCCUGUUAUCAAGUUAAAAAUAGUCUCUGACUAUAGUAAAUUCUGUUUAUUCAUUGAAGUUCUUGUGUAAGGCAGUGAUGCCUCAAAUCACAUCAGGUGUGAUCAUGCAGCUGACGCUCCUGCUGUCAGCUCUACCUGCGCAGUAUCUCAUCUCCAAAUGGACCAGCGGCACCGAGACACAACGACACAUCGCCACUCAGAGAAUCCUUGACACAUGGGACUCCAUAAGAAAAUCCUACUUGAACGCAGCUGCUUGGGUUGACUGGCUAAAUACCUGGAUUCCCAAACUACCGUCCUUCGGAGAGGAAGAGGAGCAGUACCAAACUCUGGAAGAAGCGUUCGCGAUCGAGCUGAUGAUGCAUGAUAAUGAGCACGGAUACUUUGCAGUGUCAAAGGAGGUGCGAAGCCCUAGGCCAGCAUAUGUGCUGCACCGUGUAGGUCAAGUAGUGAUGGAGACACAGAAUAAGAUGGUGGGGGUGAUCAUGGGAUGGGAUGCAGGACUCAGAGCCCCACCAGAGUGGAUCAAGAAAAAGAAAUUUUCAGACUCCGAGCUGGAGAGAGCCAAGGACACUCCUCAUUACAGAAUUGUGUUCAGUGGACCGGAUUCUUCAUCAAUACUGAUUGGAUACAUUCCCCAGCAUAAUGUCAAGCUCUUUAAAGGCUUUCAGCCGGACAUUCCUACUCUAGAGCACUACUUUUCACACUUCGAUGGGGAAAAGUUUGUUAUGGAGGAAUGGUUGCAAGAAAUCUACCCUCACGACUGAAGGAGUGAAAACUUGAGAGGUUUUAAAAACACUUUGAAAUGCUUGGAAACACAGGUGUGAUGUCUGCUACCCUUUAUUGACAGUAUUGGUUCUUUUAAAGCAGUGGGGGGCUUUAAAGGGUUUUUUUGGGGGGGGGGGACAAAGACAAAAGGAAGCAAGUAAAUCUUGUUUACAUACCCCAUAAACAUAUAGACUGGGUAAUUUCAGUUAAUAAACUUAGUCUUGUGGAAUAUAUGUAAAUACGGUAUAUGUUAAGCAGCGUUCUCAGGGCUGAACUAAAAAACACAAAAUGCUAUUUUUAGUAUCGCUUUUAUAUUUUUAAAAUGAUUAAAAAUAUACACACUUUGCAAGGAUAUGAAACGUUGUGAGGAAAAUGACUGUGAUGUUAAAAAUCAAUUAUAGGUUAAAUGAAAUGUUUUGUAAUAUGCAAUUAGAUCAAAAUCCACACAUGUUGAUCUGACUCAGAUGGGUUCCAGAAAAUGAAUUAACUUAACUUUUAAUAUGAUAUAGCUGAUUUAUUUACAUGAGGAAAACAGAACGAUUUGUUGUUUAAAACAGUAUUGAGAAUGUGGUAAACAGUGUUCAAAGCCAUUAAUACAAACAUGAUUUCUUAUUAAAGCUUAAUUUAUUUAAAA